Molecule: messenger RNA, 3096 nt
Organism: Calidris pugnax (ruff)
Lineage: Eukaryota; Metazoa; Chordata; Aves; Charadriiformes; Scolopacidae
Product: non-receptor tyrosine-protein kinase TYK2-like
Exons: 18
Coding region: 1-3096 (1031 amino acids)
Biological process (GO): cytokine-mediated signaling pathway; cell differentiation; peptidyl-tyrosine phosphorylation
Cellular component (GO): cytosol; cytoskeleton
Molecular function (GO): ATP binding; non-membrane spanning protein tyrosine kinase activity; protein kinase binding
Source: RefSeq, a predicted model, not a curated record
AUGCCGAUAAUUCCGAUCCCGUUAACGAAUCCCUCUUCCCGUCUCCUCCUCCAGGCUCGCGUGGAGCGGAUGGAGCAAUUCCAGAAGGAAAAAGAAGAGCUGGAUAAAGGUUGCAGGGAAUGUAAGAGGAAACUGGCCGAGUGCCAGAGGAAACUGAAGGAGCUGGAAGUGUCGGAGCCGGGAGGAAACGGGAAAGGGGAGUUGGAAAAACUCCGGGCAGAAGCUCAACAGCUGCGGAAAGAAGAGAAAAGUUGGGAGAAUAAAUUGGAAGAGCUGAAAAAGAAAGAGAAAAACAUGCCCUGGAAUGUCGAUACCCUCAGCAAAGAUGGCUUCAGCAAGAGCGUUUUCAACGUCAAACCGGAGGAAAAGGAGGAGACGGAGGAACAGAAAGAGAAAAAACACAAAACUUUCGUGGAGAGAUAUGAAAAGCAGAUCAAACACUUCGGGAUGCUGCGGCGUUGGGACGACAGCCAGAAAUACCUCUCUGAUAACCCCCACCUCGUUUGCGAGGAGACUGCUAAUUACUUAGUCAUUUGGUGCAUCGAUCUGGAGGUGGAAGAGCCCCUCCUCCUCCUCCCCAGGUACUACUUUCGGAACUGGCACGGGAUGAACGAGCAGGAACCGGCCGUUUAUCGCAACGUGCCCCGUCCCAGCGACUGCCCCGACGAGCGGCUGCCGGGGAGGGCUUUGCUGGACAAAUCCUCCUUCCAGUACCUCUUCGAGCAGGGCAAGUUUGAAUUUGUCAACGAUGUGGCCUCUUUGAAGGACCUCCAGAGCGAGCAGGAGAUCCAGAGGUUCAAGAACGAGAGCUUGGGGAUGGCCGUGCUCCACCUCUCGCACGUGGCCAUCAAGAAGGGCAUCUCCCUGGAGGAAGUGGCCAGAAGAUACAGCUUCAAGGACUGUAUCCCGAGGUCCUUCUACCGCCAGAUCCAGCAGAACAACUACCUGACCAGGUUCCGCAUGAAGAACGUCUUCAAGAAGUUCGUGCGGCAUUUCCAGCGCCACACGGUGGGCGCGGGGAAGCUGACGGCCCAGGACGUCAUGUACAAAUAUCUGGCCACCUUGGAGCACCUCGCCCCUCGUUUUGGGACCGAGUUCUUCCCCGUCCUCUCCUUGGAAACCUCUUCUGAAGGGGAGAAGGUGCACCUCUACGUCAACGGAGGACAUUCCCAACCGGAACCCGGGCACCCGUUGCUCCCCAAGGACCCUCCUGUCACCCAUGAAGUCUUGGUCAACGGCACCAGUGGGAUCCAGUGGCGACCAGUGCCCGUAGAGCAGAACGUGGAGAACGUCUCCCACCGGGGAUAUUUUGGGAGGAAGAGCAGAAACAAAGAGCUGGAGCUCAAGGGGCCACCUCCCCCGGGGGAACGAAACGAGGCGAAAUGGGUCCAUUUCUGCGAUUUUCGGGAGAUCACGCACAUCGUCGUCAAGGACUGUCGGGUCAGCAUCAACCGGCAGGACAACAAGUGCCUGGAGGUUCUUCUCCCUUCUCCAGAGAGCGCCUUGGCCUUGGUCUCCUUGGUGGACGGGUAUUUCCGCCUCACGGCCGAUUCCAGCCACUACUUGUGUCACCAAGUGGCUCCUCCUCGGCUCCUCGUGAGCAUCUUGAACGGCAUCCACGGGCCCAUGCAGGAAGAGUUCGUUUUCGCCAAGCUCCGACGGGAGGAGGAGGAGGAAGGUCUCUACAUCCUCCGCUGGAGCGCCCUUGACUUCAACAGGAUGAUCCUCUCCGUGGUGAAGAGGAGCCACCACUCUUCUUGGGGGUCUGACCCCUUGGUGGCUUCUCCAUCUCGCCUGCAGAGAGCCCACCUGGGCCAGGGCACCCGCACCAACAUCUACGAGGGGGUGUUGACCGUCUGCGGCAGCGGCGGGGCCGAGGACGAAGCCGAAUAUUUCUCCACCGAGCAGAACAACAACAGCCGGGAGAUGCACGUGGUCCUCAAAGUCCUGGACCCCAGCCAUAGGGACAUCGCCUUGGCGUUCUUCGAGACGGCCAGCCUGAUGAGCCAGGUGUCCCACGUCCACUUGGCCUUCGUCCACGGAGUCUGCGUGCGAGGCUCCGAGAACAUCAUGGUGGAAGAAUUCGUGGAACAUGGACCUCUGGAUGUCCUGCUGAGGAAGGAGAAAGGCCGGGUCACCGUGGGCUGGAAAAUCACCGUGGCCAAGCAGUUGGCCAGUGCCUUGAGCUACCUGGAGGAUAAAAACCUGGUCCACGGCAACGUGUGCGCCAAGAACAUCCUGUUGGCCAGGAAAGGGCUGGAAGAAGGAUCCGUGCCUUUCGUCAAGCUCAGCGACCCCGGCGUCAGCUUCACGGUGCUCUCUCGAGAAGAGCGUGUGGAUCGUAUUCCCUGGAUCGCCCCGGAAUGUAUCCGGGAUACGGGGAACCUCAGCACGGCCGCCGACAAGUGGAGUUUUGGGACCACUUUGCUGGAAAUCUGCUUCGACGCCGACGUCCCCCUCAAGGAACGUACCCCAUCCGAGAAAGAGCGUUUCUACGAGAAGAGGCAUCGCCUGCCUGAACCGUCCUGCAAGGAAUUGGGGAGUCUGGUCUGUGGGUGCCUGAAUUACACCCCCGGGGAACGUCCCUCCUUCCGGACCAUCCUGAGGGAUCUCACCCAGCUUCAGCCCCACAACCUGGUGGACGUCACCUCAGUGAGCCCCGACUGCCCCGUCUCCGACCCCACCGUCUUCCAGAAGCGGUACCUGAAAAAGAUCCGGGAGCUGGGGGAGGGUCACUUUGGGAAGGUGAGCCUUUAUUGCUACGACCCCACCAACGACGGGACGGGGGAGAUGGUGGCCGUCAAGUCCCUCAAGUCCGGGUGCAGCCAACAGCUCCUCACCAGCUGGAAGAAGGAGAUUGAGAUCCUCAAGACCCUCUACCACGAGAACAUCGUCAAAUACAAGGGUUGCUGCAGCGAGCAGGGGGACAAGAUCGUGCAGCUGAUCAUGGAGUACGUGCCCCUGGGGAGCCUUCGGGAUUACCUGCCCAAGCACAACGUCAGCCUGGCCCACAUCCUGCUCUUCGCCCAGCAGAUCUGCGAGGUGACCUCCCCCCUUCUCCUCGGGGCUCCUCUGACCCCCCCCAAAUGGCUCUGA